AUGGCGCCGAUUCCGGUUACAGGUGUCCAGUGCGGAAAAGGUCCCCAUGGUGAAAUUCCCCUUCGUGUAGAAAUCCACGACUUGCAGAAGGACAUUCACAAAUGGAGUCUUUACGUCUUGGCAUUGAGGAUCUUUUACGAUAGACCGGCGGAUCAUCCGAAAUCAUACUUCCAGAUUUCAGGGAUACAUGGAAUGCCAUAUCUGCCAUGGAAUGGCGAAGAAGUGCCCCGAAAUGGGCCAAAACCAACGGGCUAUUGCACCCAUAGUACUGUUCUCUUCCCAAGUUGGCAUCGUCCAUAUGUUGUUCUCUACGAGGCUAAGAAUACCCAGCAACUCAUCCAAGAAAUCAUAGCAACAGAGAUCUUGCCAAAAAUUCCACAGAGUGAUAAAGACUACGAUAAGUACAAGACGGCGACUGAGACAUUUAGAAUCCCUUUCUGGGACUGGGCGGCUCCCCCGCCAGAGUCACAACAGGAGAUUAUCAACAAGUGGCUUCCUCCAACCUCCCAAGAAAAGAAAGUUCCAAACUUGGUUCCUGGAUUUCCCCAGGUCAUAGAUAAUCCUCUCUACCAAUAUGUCCUAAAGCCACAGGGCGGAAAGGCAACGUUUGGUGACUUUGGUGUUGGGACACUAAAAGUCGGGCCCGACGAAGAUGUAGAAUACAAAGAUUGUGUCGGCCUCAGCAGGUGCCCGGAAAACAAGUACUAUCUGACGAAGGAAGAGGCUGAGAAGGAAGGUGUCGUGUGGAGUGCAGACUUUCCAGGAAAGUGGCGUGAGGGAGAAAUAUUGAGUUAUGAGGUUUAUAAGAACUUUACGGACUCUAUGCCCUGGUUUAUCCCUGGCAUUAAACCGGAAAUUUCAAAAAAAGAGCAUGAUGCGGCCGAAAACGUCUGGCGCCUAUUCAAUUACUCCUUGACAUACCCUGAUUUUGCCACGAAUGGAGACCUUCCCAAAGACGACGAUGACGUGAAAAGAGGGCACUGGUAUCAAAGCUUGGAAUCUAUCCACAAUAAUGUCCAUCUCUUUGUCGGUGGAGGGAAUAACGGACAUAUGACCCAAGUCCCUGUUGCUUCGUUCGAUCCAUUUUUCUGGCUUCACCAUGCAAACGUCGAGCGAUUUUAUUCAAUAUGGCAGUAUCUUCAUGAUGAUCAGUGGUUCGGAGAUACCACUGAAAUACUGAAGGAUUCCACUGGAAAUAUGUUAAACGACAAGGGAGAAGUUGUUGACAACGAAAAGGACGCAGCUCGGAUCACUGUUGGCCCUAAAACUCCACUUGCGCCUUUCCGGAACAACGGAGGUAAUUUCUAUACCUCUAACGAUGUCCGUAACCACACUGUAUUCAACUACACCUAUCCGGAGCUGCAGAACUGGAAAUACCCUAGUAAGGAAGAACACAAGAAGGCGAUCAACGCUCAGAUCAACAAGACAUAUGGCGGUCAUAAGGCCGAUACCCUCAUAAAAAAGAGGACAAGUGAGGCUGAGACACUUGAAGUCGUCAUCAAUGUCAGCUUCUAUAAGUUCCUCUUCUCGGGCAUGCCUUUCAACGUGAAAAUAUACCUUCAAUAUGGUGACAAGAAGGACCCUGCCAAGGAUUACAUUGGCAACGCAUAUAACUUCAGCGCCCCUUCAAGUUCCGAUGGGAAAGAAGUUUGUUCUAACUGCACAAUCCUCGAGUUGAGCAGAGCCACUUGUACCGCACAGGUGGUGGUCAGCCACAUGUUGAAAUUCUUCCCCUUGUAUCCAGGUGAUGAAAACAUUGAUAUCGAGAACGCAGACCAGGUCGAAAAAUUCUUGAAGAAGCGUCUAUACGUUCAGAUUAUUUCGGCCACUGGAAGGGAAAUAGUCCCACCCAACACAAAUGAUAACAAGCCUGCCAUUACUGUUUCAGUUGCACAUUCAGGCGAUGUCGCUGAACUUUUGGUCGUCGGUACGGGGGCGCUGGUUCUGACCGGCACUGGCGCAGUUCUUGGAACAGUCAAUAAUGCAGGAGAAGUGAUUCUCGGCAAUGGAUCUACGAAGAGUCUAAAGGAAGUAUCCGGGGUUACUAACAAAGGAGCACGAGACCUCGUCGAACUUGCAGGGGGUCUUACUGCCGCUGCUACGGGCGUAUUGGGUGGAGGCCUAGGUGGCCUGGGUGGUAGUGGCAAGAAAGAUGACAGAGGCGGAAGAGGUGGUGGAUUCGGACUCUUCUAA
Molecule: messenger RNA, 2193 nt
Organism: Histoplasma mississippiense
Lineage: Eukaryota; Fungi; Ascomycota; Eurotiomycetes; Onygenales; Ajellomycetaceae
Exons: 8
Coding region: 1-2193 (730 amino acids)
Molecular function (GO): oxidoreductase activity
Source: RefSeq, a predicted model, not a curated record